Penicillium maclennaniae is the source of this 954-nucleotide messenger RNA. RefSeq lists its product as uncharacterized. The record is from RefSeq and is a predicted model, not a curated record. The transcript has a single exon. Lineage: Eukaryota; Fungi; Ascomycota; Eurotiomycetes; Eurotiales; Aspergillaceae. Bases 1 to 954 code for a protein of 317 amino acids.
AUGGCUGAGAAAAUGUCUCAGGAUACAUCUGAGCACUUGAAUCAAGAUUCCACCGCGGUAAACACUGCGCCAGAAGAUCAAGAACCCCCGCCGUAUUCAGCGCAUGGACCAGCUGAAAGCUCAGCAGCUCCCAAAUCAGGCUACUCCAAGGCUCGAGAGGCCGGUUAUACUGAAGCCUCAACUGUUACCCCUCAGCAAGGUUCGUCAUCAGCUCCAGUGACACCAUCUUCAAGUCAUCGUCGGCCCAUCGCUAUCCCAGCCAUCGACUACGCUCGCGAGUCUCCUUUUCUCCGCUCCUAUGCGCCCGUGUUGAACGAGCAUAAUAUUCCCAAGGACAAAUUCCUCGCUUUCUUGGAUGAGCUGAACGAUGUCAUGACCACCAGCCCGCCUAUGCAGGUGCUAGAUGCAACAGGUGGCAUCCUCAAAUCCGUGCCCAUCUUAUUUCCUCUCCACUGGAUUGGCUCAGCAGUCAGCGGGCUGGCAAAUCUUGGUGGGCAAGGGAUCUCGAAGAGUCGAUCCGACACGGCCAUGCGACAAGCCAACAAGGAGCUAUUUGCGCCGCAUGGCCUAAAAGCUGAAAUUGCCAAGUUGGACGCUUUAGCCCAUAUCGCAAAGAUUCCCAUUUUAGACUCUCAGGGCAAAGUCAACAAACACGCAUCUCUGAUUCAACAGCUGGGCGAGCUCUCCACCGCUCCAGUGGACGAAUCGCAGGAACUCGAUUUGCAGCAACGUCGAAUUCGAGUUCUGCAGCCGUGGAUUGCCGAGCUUGAGUUGUAUAUUAAGCCUUGGACUUCGAAGUCUAGGCUGACCCGCUUUAACGCGGCGUUGAAGAAGAGGAACGAUGCGAAGUAUCAGGAUCCUUCGUCUAGCAUGGAAUCUGGCGCAGCGGAGGAAGACAUGGGUUUUCGUAAGAGUCUCUGGCUGAUCAUUCGAAGGGCUGAAGACGAGAAUUAG